Alternaria arborescens is the source of this 2055-nucleotide messenger RNA. RefSeq lists its product as hypothetical. Gene Ontology annotation, biological process: nuclear DNA replication; protein dephosphorylation. The transcript is spliced from 3 exons. Gene Ontology annotation, molecular function: protein tyrosine/serine/threonine phosphatase activity. Lineage: Eukaryota; Fungi; Ascomycota; Dothideomycetes; Pleosporales; Pleosporaceae. The record is from RefSeq and is a predicted model, not a curated record. The coding region runs from base 1 to 2055 and encodes 684 amino acids.
AUGGCCGCUGCUGUCGCCAGAUAUCCUUCUAUGCUCGGUCGUUCUUCGACACCUCCACCGCACCUGUCGCUCAACACCUCUUCUCGUGGUACGCCGACUGCUAUUCCCAACAAGCACAUCCCAGAAUGCUCCCCCGGCGGACUGCCCGCAACUCCCCCAGCAUCGCCGCCGCGGCAAGACAGCCUCAUUGAGCAGUCAUCCAUCACAUACCCGCCAGAUGCUUACUGCUCGUUGUACUCGGAUGACCCGCCCGUGUACACCAUCACGGCGGAUCGCAUGGCAGAGGCCUUGGAGCACACUGCAACCCAGCCGCUGCCGAACCCCGACCAGGUAUUCCCAUGGAUGCACGGUCUCCAUUCCGAAAAUCAGAUCCAGCUUGCCUUCUUCUCGUCUCGUCGCAGAAGCGGCCGAAAGGUUCCCAGGUGCAUCCGCAGCAUUACCGUUGUCAAGACUGGUGGAAACCUGUCGUCCUCCAAGCUAAAGGGCGCAGUUGCACCAGACGAACUACUGGAAUCUGUGUCUUCCGACACACCCAGAUUCAUGGAGUGUGACCCAAAGGAUGGCUUUUCUGUGCGCAACUUCCAAAUCCAGGCUUGUAAAUUGGCCAUGGUUUCGGACAUUAUUGUUUACGGCGAUCACAAAACCAAUCCGCAAGACACCGUUGCGCUGGCUCAGAAGAUUUCCCUGGCUCAGAGGCAGUACGAAGCGAGAAAUGGAUUUCCGCAUUGCUUGUUCAACACGUUCAUGCUAUCAGAUCCUUUCGCGUCUAUGCAAGAGAAAUACCCAAAGCUUGUUGCUAUUAACUCUGCAGGUGACAUGACGGGAGAGGUUGCUGAUUUCUUCUACUGGGAGCGAUAUGAGAUGAGCGCAAUGUCAAAAGCAACCGAGAUCAGCAACAAUGUUUUCUUAGGGCCUACGCCUGAUCAGGCACUGCAUCCAGACUGUGCGGGCGAAGACGCUUAUGACAUGCUCAUCGAAGCGACCGAUCUUGCACAUGUACCUGAAUCACGCUCACUACGGGCUCUGCGAAUGGGUCUUGAGCGGGUCCACCGCAGAUCUACCCUGCACAUGGAGUUCCCAUCGUCAGGAAGCAUCAUGCCUCCUACGUGGGCGCACGGUGAAGUCGAUGGUCUUAUGGAUAUGUGCAAGUGGAUGUAUGAGCUAGCGAACCCGCAAGAGGUUCGGCGGUCGAAGCGCAGACGAGAAGAAGAAGACGAGGCCAUAGAGAUGGACGACAUUGCGGCGCCGCGCAAGUUCCUGAUACACUGCACAGACGGCUAUACCGAAACGACUCUUCUUGCUUUGGCCUACUUUAUGUAUGCCGAAGGCCUGCCUGUUCACGAUGCUUGGAUUCAGAUGCAUCGCGAGAAAGGCCGCAACUUCUUUGCAUACCCCUCGGACGUUGCGCUCCUGACGGCGAUACAGCCCCGGAUCCUCCAGGAGUCUCCUCGCUUCAACCAGAGUAUUCUGAACAUCUCAGAACCACGCUGGCUGUCGAAGCUUGAUGGAAGCCUACCCAGCCGUAUCUUGCCAUACAUGUAUCUUGGCAACCUUGGACAUGCCAACAACCCGGAGCUCCUCCGCGCUAUCGGCAUCACACGCAUCCUGAGCGUCGGAGAAGCGCUUUCCUGGCCGGAGGACGUCACGAAGAAGCUCGAUUGGCCUGCAGAGAACUUUUUGAUGAUCGACCGAGUCCAAGACAAUGGUGUAGACCCUCUCUGGGGCGAGUUUGAGCGCUGUCUCAAGUUCAUUGAAGCAGGGAAGCAAGAGGGAGGCGCAACGUUGGUACAUUGCCGAGUGGGCGUAUCACGCUCUGCGACCAUCUGCAUCGCGGAAGUUAUGAAUGAGCUGGGCUUGUCUUUUCCUCGUGCCUACUGCUUUGUCCGGGCGCGACGACUUAAUGUUAUAAUCCAACCUCACCUUCGAUUCACCUACGAACUACUCAAGUGGGAAGAGUACCAGCGCCAACGACGCAACGAGCCUCUUCGCCGCGACCUGGAGUGGGCAACUGUAGCGCGUGAGAUUGCUCUUAUGAACAAGCCCUACUCCAGAUAA